Eufriesea mexicana is the source of this 750-nucleotide messenger RNA. RefSeq lists its product as uncharacterized. Bases 1 to 750 code for a protein of 249 amino acids. Lineage: Eukaryota; Metazoa; Arthropoda; Insecta; Hymenoptera; Apidae. The record is from RefSeq and is a predicted model, not a curated record. The transcript has 3 exons.
AUGAAUAAUUCGAUAAAAUUAAUUAUAUACAGAGACAGAACAAUUUUCGACAGCAUUAUUGUCACACCUUAUUGUGUAAUUAAAUAUGAACAAAAAAUAAGAGAAACUAAAGGUACACAUCAAACAAAUAUUAAUGUAAAUAGAGACAAUGAAAGUAAUGUGAUACAAACAAAUACGAUUUCUUUAAACAAAAAGGGAUUCAAUGCCUAUGUUGUAUCAGCGUAUGUUACAUUAUUAACAAAUUCACAAGUAUAUCGGGAAGCUGCACUUAAAAAGUUAUUACAAUAUGUAGCAUAUAAAUCUUCAAAUAAUUUAAUUUCUGAAAUGAUCUUGAUAAAAUUACAAAUGCCAAGAAAACAAUUCUUAGAUUAUAAAUGGAAUGAAAGAAUAACACAAAUGGUAAUGGAAAGGAGAGAAGUUGAUCAUAUUAUGUCUUGGUUAUCUACUUUAGGUGGAGCAUUUUCUGCUUUAGGAGAAGAAUUUCAACACUGUGCAGAAAUGGCUGGAAAAAUUUCUAUAAAACAAUUUGAAUUAGCGCUUCGUCUCAGAGAUCCUCUUUUAGUUGCUCGUUGCAAACUAUAUACUGCCUUAAGUUUAAUUCAACAAGGCCAGUUAAAAAUGCCAAUAAAGAUAGUAAGGUGUAUUUAUAAACUUUCUAUCAGUCAAAAUGACAUUCGUUUGCAAAACAUGUGUCAAGGAAUAUGGACAAAACUUAAAUAUUGUUACAAGGUACAAAAAAAAUCUAUUUAG